GCAAUCUACAUUACAGUGGCAAAAAGCCAAGUAUCGACUUCAUAAUCAGUUCCAGCGGUUACCGAUAUCUAUUUUCUGGUCAAGAAAGGAACGGUCGUGAUUUCUUGUGGUGAUCGGUCUCGAGCCGCAGUUCGCCACUCUGCCCGGAACAGACCGGAGAUUCUCCUUGGACUUACUUUUUUCACCGUAGAAGUAGACGGACUUUUGGCGCAAACAAAAAGUUGUACACAAGAUGGAGCGGUAUCAAAGGAUGGAAAAGAUUGGGGAGGGUACCUACGGUGUCGUUUACAAGGCCAAAGAUCGGGUGACGGGCGAAAUCAUUGCGCUAAAAAAGAUCCGCCUUGAAGCCGAAGAUGAAGGGAUUCCGUCGACUGCUAUUAGAGAGAUUAGUCUACUCAAAGAACUGCAACAUCCCAAUAUUGUGAGAUUGUAUGAUGUCGUACAUACCGAACGAAAAUUGACGCUCGUUUUUGAGUUUUUGGAUCAAGAUCUGAAAAAGUAUCUCGAUAUUUGUGAUGCUGGAUUGGAGCUCCCGAUUCUCAAGUCCUUUCUUUAUCAAUUAUUAACGGGAGUGGCGUAUUGCCAUCAUCACAGGGUACUGCACCGCGAUUUGAAGCCCCCUAACUUGCUCAUCAACCGUGAAGGAAAUUUAAAACUGGCAGAUUUCGGUUUAGCCAGAGCCUUUGGUAUUCCGGUUCGCUCGUACACGCACGAAGUCGUUACCCUGUGGUAUCGUUCACCAGACGUACUCAUGGGUAGUCGAAAGUACAGUACACCGGUUGAUAUCUGGUCGGUUGGUUGCAUAUUUGCCGAAAUGGCGAAUGGUCGGCCACUAGUGGCGGGGACAUCUGAAGCCGAUCAAUUGGAUCGAAUCUUUCGAUUGUUGGGGACACCAAAACUGGAGGACUAUCCCACAAUAAACGAACUGCCUGAAUACUAUCCCGAUAUGCCGCCUUAUCCGCCGCCCCGGGGUGGAUUGUCUGCUCUCGUGCCAAGACUCAACCCAAUCGGUAUUGAUUUGCUGUCCCGAAUGCUUCAGUACGAUCCAGCUAGGAGAAUCACGGCCCAGGCCGCCUUAGAACACGAAUACUUUCAGGCGGCGUAAUGUUGGGACUGGAGUGUCUUCCGUUCAUAUCGAAUAUCAGAAAAAGUGGCGCGCAUAUCAUUCGUCAGGGGAGGUGCAUUGUGCAUCUCACUGUCAGUAAAGCUUUAAAUUUUGCCAAAAAUUAAUUGAUUCCCAUUUGGUUAUCGUAGAAAACGCGUAGUGUCGAGCCGCUCGUUCGUCGCUUGGCUAUCAAACGACGCGGGAGACAACGACAUAUCAUCGUUAUACGAUACCGCAUUCGAAGUGCCCAAAAGCGGUGCCGAUUCGUCAGUAUUAGACCGUGCUCCUCUCGAGCUUGAUGCAGUUGCCAACGUGGACGAUAGAGGUCGAAGGAGGAGUUGACGAAGCGAGCUGCUGCUUUGAUGGACUGAGUGGUAAGAUGGAUGAGGUGGAGCAGUGUCGUGUAUACCUCCUUCGACGGCAGCGUCACCAGUUCUACUAUUUUCGUCCGCGGUGGCGGCAUUAGAAACGGAAGUGACAGUUGUAUCUUCUCGUGACCGUCUCUUGCGCGGUUUUUUGCCGACAUCUUGACGACAUACGGGACAAUUACAGGGGUUUCCGCAGCCGGAAUGUACCCAGGAUUUCCAACAGCUCUCGCAAAAAAUGUGACCACACCGUAGAAUUUUUGUGCGUUUACCGUCUGGUCCUCGUAGUGGAACGCCGUAAUUGUCCACGACAGCUGUUUUGAACAACGAGCUCUCCUCUUUGGCGGUUUUCUUUUUCCCGUCGAUAUUUUCAUCACAUUCACCGGGCGGAAUGUCAAGCGUCUUUAGAUCCUUGGUACUGUUCACUCGACUCCCGGUGUAACUGUCACCGUAUUCGAACGGCUCCAAGCAUAUUGGACAAUCCCGUGUCCGAUAUUCCUGCUGCAGCAUGCACGCCUUUUCUCGCUCUACAUCGGACAAGAGCGAUCGUUGUUCAGCGUACUGCCACCGUUUGCGCCGAUCCCGGUACUCUCCCCACGCCCCAAAGAAAAAGGUGAAUAAGGCAAAGGCAAUCACAAUGCCGAAUCUUGAAAGAAAAUCUUGCAGUCGAUCCGAAAGUGUGGGGGGUCCGGCGAGGAGCAAGUCACGAAUGUCGUCCAUGGCUUGGAGGAGGGCAUCGCCGUAUUCACGCGUGCGCAAGAACGGCUUCAUGCCGGCAACGACGUGAUCGAGUCUCCACCAGGGCAAGAUACUGGAUAUUUCCGUUCCGGUACUAAUAAAACAAACGCGAUCUUGAAUAGAAAGAAAGAGCAAUAUACCAUGAUCCCCAUGGUCACCUUUCUUCCACCAGGCAUCGUGAAGAUUGUGUGCAAAGAUCUGAGCCGCGUCGUUCACCAUGUCGUCUUCGUCCUCGUAGGCGUAGUAGGAUCCUUCUCGCAAAACUGCGGGCAAAUUCAUCUUGCGCACCGUAGCUACAGCGAGUUCAACGGCUGGGAUUCGAAUAUUGGAUUGGGAGAAAGCAUCCAUAUCAUCCGUCAGAGCCCGCUUACUACGGUGACGUUGCUGGAACGCUGCCCAAGAGAUGGACGACAAAUCCCGUUCUUGUACAUACGGCGUACUCGACAAGCGCCGGUUGAAAGGACCUACGGUGACAUCCCAGGGUCGAUCGUUGUCCGUGUCGCCGUCGUGGGGUCCGAAGAUGUUAGAAAAAUUCAUCAACUUCUGCGCGAUUUCCUCCAAAUAUUCUCCGCCCAUGACCCAGUCGGGAUCGCACACUCGCAAGUCGUUGACGGUUAAAUUAGGCUUGUUCUGUAAAUAGGCAAUUCCACAGCGAAUGGGGUUGUUGAUAGGAUUGGGGUACAUGUCCGGCGUCCAACCGUACACGGUGGGGUUGCUGUUGUGGGGUUGGUUGUCCGCGUCCCGGCUAUCCGUGUCGGGUUCCGGAUCGAAAGUGUCGUCGGAGUGGUCCGUGAGAAACACGUGCUGGGUCGUUGUUGAUAUAGAUGUCGAUACCGGAGGAAACUGUUGGUGUAAAGUAGGAUCUUCCGAAUGAAUGAAACCUUUCUGCGUCAGAGACGGCUGAAAGUAACUCGACCAAGAAUUCCGAUGUUCUAAUGGUCGUUUCUCGGUGGCUUUGGGGUUGCGAUCGUGAACGUCUUCCAGCACAGAUACUUCCCGAAACGCAGUGACCACGGGCCGAGAAGGGAUCCGGGAAUUCUCGUGGAGAUUCCAAAAGAAACAGCCCCAAACGGCGGCCAAGACGGCACACGAACCCCCGCACAACCAGAAGUGUAUCGAACGCCCCGCACGACGCCUCCGCGCGCGUCGCAUGGAAUCUUGUAGUGAAUGGGCACGUAAAUAGGGGCGCUCUACCACGGAAUGGGUCGAUCCUUCUAUUGGGGAUGAUAUAGUGGGUAUUGUGGAAGGUUCUGACGGAAAGGGUGGUACAGAAAACGAUACGAACCCAUGUUCGGGUCGAUUGUUCGUAGAGGUUUGAUGCAUGACGACGUUCAGGAACAGUGACCUCGAUUCCUCAUGCAGCAGAUUGUUAAAGGAACAACGGGGAUGAGUAAACUGUAAUAAAAUGCGAACGACGGUGCUUUAAUGGAAUGAAAGGAUGAGAAGAGAACCGU
Molecule: messenger RNA, 3662 nt
Organism: Phaeodactylum tricornutum CCAP 1055/1
Lineage: Eukaryota; Bacillariophyta; Bacillariophyceae; Surirellales; Neidiaceae
Gene: CDKA1
Exons: 2
Coding region: 233-1105 (290 amino acids)
Biological process (GO): protein phosphorylation
Cellular component (GO): nucleus; cytoplasm
Molecular function (GO): cyclin-dependent protein serine/threonine kinase activity; ATP binding
Source: RefSeq, a predicted model, not a curated record